GUAACUGCGGUAAUCCGCAGCGAGUCCCUGCGCGCUCUCCAUCAGGCUUCUCCUGGGCAGCAGCGCAGCAUCAUUCUGUACUGUGCUGGUGUGCGGCAGCCUAAUAAAUAACAAUCAGCUUUGUUUUUGUUUUUAUAUGCAAAACUGUCAACGUGAAAACGGAGUUCAUGCCAGAUUUCGAGCACUUCCGAUUUUCCAGCUCUAGAAUGAAUCCGGUUUUGGGUGAGAGCGCGUACGCGGUCCAGCAGCAGCCGCAGGAUCCCGGGGCGACUUUAUCAAACACUGAUCCUGGAUACACGGGCCUUUUCUUUGGUGAUGCUGGACAAGAUUUUUUGGAUUCUGGCUCACUGUCCAGCAGCUUUCCGUAUUUCCAUUCUAGCGGUUCACUGUACCGAGCAUCUCUUCCUCAUCCUCCUCCUCCUCCUGCUGCGGCUCUGCGCAAUGAUCUCGGCUCCAACAUUUGCGUCCUGAAGACUCUGAACCUGCGGUUCCGCUGCUUCUUGGCCAAAGUGCAUGAGCUAGAGCGCCGAAACAAAGCCCUGGAAAACCAGCUUCAGCAGGCCAGGGAGGCCAAUAAUCAUGACAGAGGAUGUGGACAAGGUAAAAGAAAUUGCACUGUCCAGUCAGAAACAGACUUCACAGCAAGUUCGAAUGCAAACGAUUCAACAUGCUUGACCAGGACUUUACUAGGACCAACACUUAAUGGAUCUGGACUCAUGCCCAGAAACAAGAUAUCGGUUGGAAAUCAGGACUCAGCAGGUCUAAUGGACUCAAAUUCCAAUCUUUCUCCAUUAUUCCCCUUAUCUCCAGUUGUUCCUAAGUCCAUCAACUGUAUCAGACAGAGCUAUGAUGCCAAUGGGACAGAAAGGUUUACUAACUCCACAUCUCAAGUUCAUCCCACCUCAGUUUUGUUUCACAAACCCACUGGACGGUUGAACAACAGCUGGGAUUUGAGGUUUUCUGGUCCCAGAGUGUCCUGGCCAUAUCAAGAUGGGGUUGGGGUUCAAAUCGACACCAUCACACCAGAAAUUCGGGCCCUUAAUAAUGUGCUGGCAAAGGUGAAGCUGGAAAGGGAUGAAUACAAGCAAAGGUGGGAAGACGAGUAUGCAGUCAGAUUGGACCUACAGGAGAAGAUUGCAGAGCUAGAAGAGGACCUGUACAUGAGUGAGAUGUGUCAGGAUAAGCUGGCUCUCCGAGUUAAGCAGCUGAAGGCUGAGCUCAUCGUCUUCAAGGGCCUCAUGAGCAAUAACCUCUCAGACUUGGACAGUAAGAUCCAGGAGAAGGCCAGGAAGGUGGAUAUGGACAUCUGUAGAAGGAUUGACAUAACUGCACGCCUGUGCGACGUCGCCCAGCAGCGGAACUGUGAGGACAUGACUCAGAUCUUCCAGGUGGCUACGCCUCCCUCAACACUGACCCGCUGCCACUGCAAACAGGCCUCACAGACUAAUAAACCCACCGGUAGUGACGACUCGGUCAGCAUUUCUGUGAGUGAGGGGUGCAAGAAAAAAGAGCCGGAGCUGUGUGGCUCAUCGACCAAUCCGGUUAAUGAGGAAAUGCAGAGGAUUCUCAACAAACUGCAUGACAAUGAGUUUGAGGAUGACUGUGAUAGUCUGGCUUGGGAAGAAACAGAAGAAACAUUACUGCUCUGGGAGGAUUUCCCAGGAUGCACCUUGGCUGUGGACACUAAUGGGGAGCAGGACGAGUCCAUAGAGAAGGUGAUAAAGGACACAGAGUCUAUGUUCAAGUUUCGUGAGAAGGAAUACCAAGAAACCAUAGACCAGAUAGAGCUGGAGUUGGCCACAGCAAAAUCAGACAUGAACAGGCAUCUGCAUGAGUAUAUGGAGAUGUGCAGUAUGAAGAGGGGUCUGGAUGUGCAGAUGGAGAUAUGCAGGAGGCUCAUGACACAGAGUGGAGACAGGAAAUCUCCUCCCCUUCCAGUUUCUGUGACUUUGGAUGACGCAGAGGAAGGAGAGAAGGAGCGAAAUGCUCACCUACCAUGGAGGAAGUCCUAACAGACUUUUGUGUCAGCUAAGCCCUACUUAUAUUACCAUCUAUACUUCACACCAAGGAUGAGGUGGCACCUUAAAAGACUUAUGAUUAUACAAAACACACUAGUGCCCCCCAGUGGCAAAGAGAAUGACUACAUGAACGAUUUACUAUCAUAAUUUACUUGAAUAACACGUUAAACUAGAGCAGCGAUGUCCAAUCUUAUCCGGAAAGGGCCGGUGUGGGUGCAGGUUUUCAGUCCAACUAAGCAGAAGCCACACCAGAGUCUACUAAAAGCCAAGAAUGACUGAUUAAACAGGUGGAAUCAGGUGUGGCUUCUGCUUGGUUGGAAUGAAAACCUGCACCCACACCGGCCCUUUGUGGAUAAGAUUGGACACUGCUGAAUUAAAGGAUGCAGCUUCCCUUUUAAUUAAAAGCUACCAACAGAAGUAACACGGGGGUCAUUCAACUCAAGGCUCAGAAUCUUUAUAGAAGAAUAAUUGGCCCUUUCUCAAAGCCAGAGAACAAGAAAUUGGUUUAAAACUAGGUUUAUAAACAACUGUGGAUACAGAUAUGACAAACAGGGUAAGUAAUUUGGGGUAUUUUUUAUUUGUGUGUGUGUUUCAUCCUUUUCUCAGUCUUCUUGGGAAAAUAAGUUACCAGUGCUGUAUGUUUCUGAUUUGUUGUCUAUAUUCUGCUAUAUACAGACAAUUUACUCAGCUCUUGGCAAUCCUGCUCAUGGAGACCAAGUUCGUUAACCUGAUACUAAUAACAUGCGCUAUGUGGUUUUAGCCCAAACUAAACACUGCCUUACUAAGGGUAAGAAUAAAACCCCUUUUUUUAUUACUAAAUUUCUAUACAACAAAAGAAAUUUACUAAGCCGGUGCUCGAACUAGCUCUCACAGGCUGAAGUCUGCGGAGUCACCUAAACAAUUAAACUGUACAUACACUGCAUGCUUGUCCUUAACAAAUGAUCAUUCUACAUACUUAUUAAGAGUAAAUCAUAUAGUAAUUAUAAUGAAAUAAUCCCCAUUUUGACUGACAGAAACACUGUAAGUAACAGAUUCUGGUGACGUGUCCAGUGAAGGUUUUCUGAUCUUUCUAAAAUGUAACAAGCUGAAAAACUGUCACAUGGUUACUGAUAUUGUUGUCUACUUCUUUUUUUAUUUGGGUAAAAAAAAAAAGCUUUUAAUUAGCAAUUAAUUAGCUUGUAAUUAGCUCGCUUACUUCGUCACAUUAGACUCAAGCUAUUAAGAUUUAUAGUUCAGCAGUCCGAUAAAGUUAUGUUCUGAAAAUUAAAUUUCCCUAAAUUUGACCACACCGACAUCCUUGUUAAAUCGGAAGAAGAAAACAGACGAUUUCCUAUUUUGGGCCCUAAACAGACAGAGACACAAAUACAGACAGAGACAUUGUGUUAUACCCUUACUGGGGCAGUAGAGGUGUAAGUGGUUAAAGCUCUGGGUUGUUGAUUAGAAGAUCUGUUGACCCCAACCUCCAAAUUUGGGAUAUGCGAAGAAAGAAUUUCACUGUGGUGUAAUGUAUAUGUACAUGUGACAAAAUAAAGGCUUUUAUUUAUAUAUAACUGCAAACAGGAACACAUUCUAAAGAUUUCAGAGAAGAUUGUGUGUUAAAAAUAAGCAGUCAGGUGGAUUUACAUGUCUUGGAGAAAGCACACAAUAGCCUUCACUCUCCCAGGCUGGUAGCUGACGUAUGAUUCAUUUCUCACUUCAAAUUUAUUUGUAUAGCACUUUUAACAAUGGACAUUGUCUCAAGGCAGCUUUACAGAACAUAAGAAAUAUAGUACAUAAAGAUUAAUAUUAGACUUAUACAUUAAAUGUGUUUGUAUUUAUCUCUAAUGAACAAACCUGAGGUGACUGAGGUGACUGUGGUGAGGAAAAACUCCCUUAGAUGGAAGAGGAAGAAACCUUGAGAAGAACCAGACUCAAAAGUGACCCUCACUCUCAUUUGGGCGACACUGGAGGGUGUGAUUAUAAACUGUUAUAAACACCAGAGAGUGUUAUUAUGAAUAAUGUAAUGACAGUGAAUGAUUUUCUGUAUAAUCCUUACAGGUGUGAUAAACCUCUGGUGUUACAUUGUCCAAAAUGUAAUUACCAUAAAGAUUUGGACCAAAUGGCCCUUCCUCCUUUUUGUAGGAGGUCCUAACGGUUCCCACCUUUUAGUUUAAGACUGGGUAUAAAGUCUGAUCACACGCUGCUUUGGGUAAAGAUCUACAGUAAAAGAAGUCUAUGUUAUACGAGUAUCUUCAAUAAACUCUUUUC
Molecule: messenger RNA, 4265 nt
Organism: Tachysurus fulvidraco (yellow catfish)
Lineage: Eukaryota; Metazoa; Chordata; Actinopteri; Siluriformes; Bagridae
Gene: iffo1a
Product: intermediate filament family orphan 1a
Exons: 9
Coding region: 168-2012 (614 amino acids)
Source: RefSeq, a predicted model, not a curated record